AUGAACCGGCCCCUCAUAGCGGGCCCGACCCCUGGUCCGGCAAGCAAGGCAUGCAUGAACUGCGCCAAGGUGAAAUGCAAGUGCAUCUAUCGUCAAGAUGGACUCGGUUGCGAGAGGCAAGGUGACAGGUGCAUCCGGCUAAAGAAAGAGUGCGUACCGUCGACUCUGGUACGCCGACAUAAGCCCCGAGGAAAAGCGGCAAACGCCUCGCGCACGCUCCGGCUGGAGGAAAAGCUGGACGACUUGGUCUCUUUGCUGCGAGCUGAAAGGGGUAGACCCAGUCUCAGUAGCAACCGUCACAGACCUGGCGUGGAGGAGGAUGAGGAGCAUGACGACGACGAGCAGCAGCACGAUGAGGAAGAUAGCGGUGAUGAAGCUGAGGAUCACCAAGAGACCUUCUCAUCAGCUAUUCCAACUCCUCCUACAACGAAUGGCACAAGCUCGACGACCUGUGUCACCGCUGCGCCAUCUCCAGAAUGGGUUCUUCCAAAUGAAAAUGAGCCUUCCUCUGCCGCUGCACAGGAAGCACUCAACAAAUUCAGGAACGAGACUGUGUUCUUCUUUCCCUUCGUCUAUAUUACUCCACACACCAGCUCGCGUCAACUUUGUGAGACUUACCCAUUUUUCUACCUCAACAUUAUGAGUGUGACGGCUACUUCGAACCAAAGACGAUUAGCCCUGGGUGACCAGGCCCGAAGCAUCAUCUUUCAAAGAGUGGUUAUCGAAAGAGAAAAGAGCAUGGAUCUCUUACUUGGCCUACUCACCUACCUCGGCUGGUCACACUUGCAGCGUAGAGAGAAGAUCUACACAUCUUUAUUUUCGCAGCUAAUUGUACUAAUGAUACACAACCUGGGCCUUCACCAGCCACCACCCACGGAAGAAUCUCCGAAAGUGUUUUGCGGUCCUCAUCCACAGCCCAGCGGAAGACAAGAGCGCAGCAACGAUGAGCGGAGAGCGGUUUUGGGGGCAUUCCUCAUCACCUCGAUGUCUGCUCACAUACUCAAGGGGCCCGACGGGCUUCGCUGGUCCUCGCACCUCGACGAGUACGCAACACAUCUUGCCCAGAACAGCAACCUGGACCAGGACAGGGGUCUGAUUGCUCUCGUUCGUAUGCAAACAAUCGUAAACCAGCUGCAGAAUCCCCUGUUCCUGCCAGCUGCCGGCCUAGACACCUGUGAGGUCUACCUUGGUGCCCUCCGCUCCCAGCUGCAGUCCAUCAUGGCCAACGAGCAUCUCGUCAGCUCCGCCGUAUGGAACCAUCCUGUAAUUCUCGAACACUUCCACUUCACAGAACUCCUUAUCUUAGAGUCAUCCAUCGCCCACCUGCAGCAGCCACUACGGCGGGCCCCACUGAGCGACACCGCAGACCUGAGGCGCUUCGAGGUCUACCAGGGCCAGCUCAACUCCAUCAGGUCGUGGCUCAACACUUUCCACACCACCGACUUCCGCCUCUACGGCGACAUGGUCUUCUUCAGCUACUCGGAGCUCGUGCGCGUCAUGGUGUGCCUGCACAAGCUGACCACGCUCGAUAAUCCUCCGUGGUACAGCCCCGCAGUGCGCAAGUCGCUUGACCUCAUCCCAGCGCUGGACAAACUCAUCGCCACGUUCGAGCAGCUGAGGGCCGCAGCAACAGCUGUGUCGCCCCCCGGCGCCGCCGGGGAGGAUGAGGCCUUCGGCUGGGCCAUCUCCGUCUUCCAGAGCAUGAAGGCUACAUGGAAGGACGAGGUUGCUGCCCUCGACGACGUCGGUGGCGGCGGCGGUGCUGACCUCCUGGGCGGCGACGGGGGCGGCUUUCUCACGGCACCUGCAUAUGGAUCUUCUUAUGGAUCAGCGUUUGGAUCUGGAGAUGCCUGGCUUACUGACAUGUUUAAUAUGAGGCCCAUGUAG
Molecule: messenger RNA, 1887 nt
Organism: Diaporthe batatas
Lineage: Eukaryota; Fungi; Ascomycota; Sordariomycetes; Diaporthales; Diaporthaceae
Exons: 6
Coding region: 1-1887 (628 amino acids)
Biological process (GO): regulation of DNA-templated transcription
Cellular component (GO): nucleus
Molecular function (GO): DNA-binding transcription factor activity, RNA polymerase II-specific; transcription cis-regulatory region binding
Source: RefSeq, a predicted model, not a curated record